AUUUUGUAAACUGCGUUUCUAAUUUUAAAAGCUUGUUUUUCUUCACGCUCGCUUAUCUUUGUUUAUGAAUAUGAAAUGAAAUUAGUCAUCAUUUUUAAUUGAUUUCUUUCGCACAAAUCCUCCAAUUUUGUGGAGUUUUUCUUUCUUUCUUUAUCUUGGUUUUUUUUCUCCUGUAUUCACAUCGUCGGUCUCGAUGUGAACAUCCUAUGGAUCAAAGGUUGUCCUUUGAGUCAAGAGUUUAAUGUUUUCCUUGAUGGUUGAAUUUCCUUGAUGUAUAUGAUAGCUCGAGUAUCGAGCAGUAGGUAGUUGCAGGCGGUGUUUGUAUCUAGAAUUCGCCUCGUAUUUUCUUUAGUCACCAUCUACAAAUAUAUUUUCUAAAAAUGUCGCCGUUUCUUAAAUUAAUUUUUAAAGCAGCUCGUUUGAUGGGCCUUUUUAUGUUGGCAUGCCACAUGACAAUAGUGUUUCUGUUCAGUGGAUUACUAUUGAAUUUUCUGCAACUUAUCUUGUAUUUGACACUUUAUAACUCUAAUCGCAAAUUAUACAGGAAAAUCAACUACUACUUAAUUUAUUUUUCAUGGAUACAAAUACUAGCAGUGUAUGAGUGGAGGUCUAAUUCGGAUUGCAAGUUGUAUGGUGAUGAAGUAAGCAUCAGAGAAUUCGGAAAAGAACAUUGCAUAAUUGUUAUGAAUCACAAGUAUGAUAUUGAUUGGGUUAUCUGUUGGUUUAUUACAAAUCACCUCAGAAUGAUGGCUAAUUCAAAAACAUGUGCCAAAAAGCAGUUACGAAAUGUCCCUGUGAUUGGAUGGGGUUGGAUUUUUGCUGAGAUGAUAUUUCUAGAAAGAAGCUGGGAAAAAGAUAAGUUAAUGAUGGGUGAAAAACUUGACAAACUAAUUGAAUAUGAAGAUCCUAUAAUGAUUCUCCUUUUUUGUGAAGGAACUAGAUUUACUCCUGAGAAACAUAAAGCUAGUGUGGAAUUUGCGAAGUCCCGGGGGUUACCUAUAUUGCAGCACCAUCUUUGUCCCAGAACUAGUGGCUUCAACUUCACUGCAAAACAUUGCAAAGGGAAAGUUCCAUGGGUUUAUAACAUUCAGCUAGGAUUUCCAGAAACUGAAAAAAAGCCAACGUUUUCAAAUCUCUUGAGAGGUUACAGUUUUACUGCUGAUGUUUUUCUUGAGCGAAUACCUCUGAGUGAAGUUCCAACCGAUUCUGAUGAAGCGACUUCUCAAUGGUUACAUCAGCUUUAUGUCAAAAAGGAUAAACUGAUGGAUGACUACUUCAAAACUCAAAAGUUUCCUGGAAUGUGUGUGAAACUGAAACGAAGUUAUCGCUCUCUGAUCAACUCUAUCUUUUGGGCAAUUGUCAUUGGUAUUCCAUGGUUGUAUGCCAUCUAUUUGGUUCUGACAACUGGAAAUAUUUUUCUCACAUCACUUGUUUCCACAACUUUUAUCCUACUAUUUACAGUUAUGUUCUAUAUGGUGAGCCAAACCAAAGCUUCUAAAGGUUCUUCAUAUGGAACCAAAACAAAAAAGCCAACAGAUGAUGCUAAGAAUGGCUCUUUUGGCCAUGAGCAAGUCAAUGGUGAAGUUGUGAAUGAUGCUAUUCCUGAACAUAAAGAAAACCAAGCAAGUGGUGAUAAUGAAACAAACCUCACUCAGAACUGUGAACAAAUCAACAACAACUUAUAGUUUGUUAAGUAUAAAUUAUUUGUAUGAAGCUAUAUUAUUGCAUUACACAAUUUUUCAAUGAUAUAUAUUUUAUAAAAGAAAUUUUGUGUGAAACACUGGUCAUUAAAAUCUAUCAGUGGACAAAUUUGUAAAUAUUGUAUCUCUACACACAUAAAUGGAUGUGAAAUAUGUAGCUCUGUGUGGAGCUCUACGCUUUCAAGAGUUGCUUAAGUUUUUAAGUGUUUACUCAUUGUCUGGCGUGCUUCCUUAAAAAAAAAAUACAAAAUAUAAUAAACGGUGCAUAUGCCAAUGUGUUCACAGUACUGUAUUUCUGUGAAAUCAUUUGUAAGUUGAAACUUUUUAACAUUUUGGAUUUUUAAAUGUAUUUUAUUACUGUUUUGGAGUACUUAAGUGAUUUUUCUAUUGAAAUGCCGUAUCAUGAAGAACGGCUAUAGGUGUUGCUGUAGUAAUUCCUCUUGUGGCACAAUCCUUGGAAAAUGCUUGAAACUGUUCUCUUCUUUUACAGAUGUGGGUGUUAAUUUUAAUUAUCUGUGAUGCAAUAUUUAGAUGUAAAAUGUGUGCAAUUUUCUUGUGUAAAAUUUUAGAUGUAUCCUUACAGUGUCAUAUUUAUGUAUUUAAAAAUCUUCCUCAUCAAAAUUGAAAUCAAUUUCAAAAUUAAUUAUUAACAUUUUUCAAUUUCUUGUUUUUAAUUUUUUUAUACAAAAUACAUUAAGUGCCUUAAUUUUUUUCUUAAUAAAAAAAAACUGUUAAUUCAAAAUUGCUGUUAGAAGAAGAAAAAAAAAUGAAUCUAAAUUUUCUUAAAUUACUUUUAUCUUUCUACAUUUUUUUUAAAAAUGUAUUUUGCAUUUUUCAUUAAUUAAGUAAUUUAUUAUAAAUUAACUACUUAAAAUAGAUUUCCUUUUAGAAGUCUGUAUAUAGCUAAAUAGAAAAGGCACUUAAUUUUGGUCAUAGAAGCUUGUUUAAUGGAAUGUGCGUUUAUGCAGCUUUACUUAUUGAUUUUUGUGCAAAAAUUUAGGUUGUGUACCCUUGUUGCUUUUUUUUUUUUUUUUUGCGUUCUGAUAUCGUAUUGUGCAAUAAUUUUAUAUUUGAUAUAUCAUUUUUAACCUUAUGCAAUUGUUUUGGGAAAUUUUUCUUGCACACAAAAUAAUAAUUCAUAUAAGUCUUAUAAGGAAUAAUGUAUUUUUUCAUUGUUCAGAAGUGAAUAGCCAAAAUUUUGAUUUGCAUAUCAACUGGGCAUGUAUUUUCAAAUUUUCUGGCAUAUUAUUUAUUUUCUUUCCUUGAUUAUAAUAUUUAUCCAUUGCACCAAUAAUUUGGAUUUUACUAGAUAUUGAGAGAAUCAGAAUCGGUCUUCCUGGAUUUAUUGUUUAAUUUUGUCUUCCAUAAGUCUUUUUUAAUAGUAAUUUAUUUUAUAUUUUUAACCAAUAAACUACAACUAGAAUGUUAUGAGAAUGUUGAAAAAAUGUAUAGCUUUAUUUUUUAUUAUUUUGGCGAAGAAUAAGUUCAAUGAAAAGAAAGAAAGCACAAAGAAAUUUGUUUUGAAAUAAACCUUAAUAGCGGAUUUUCAACAAAUGAAUCCCCCUCCCCCACAAUUAUUUUGUUAAUGAUGUGUGUACCAUGUUUUAUUGCAUGUCUCUUUUAAUCAUCCUUGGAUUGUAUAUGUGCUGCAUAUUGGGUAUUGAAAAAAGCAUGUUUACUGUACAAAUUUUUCAAUAUCUAGACAUUUUAUCAACAUUGAAUGUUACAAAAUAUAUAUUAUUAGUUUGGAUUUCAAGUUGUUUUGAAAUGGAUCGCAUACACCUAACAUAUAUGAGGAAACUAUAUUUUGUAUCAAAGCCAAAAUUGGAAAUGUUGUAAUUAAAAUACAUUCUAUUAUUAUAACUUCUACUUAGUUCCAUGACAAAUUUUCUUUUUAAAUUCUCUACUAUUGUAUAAUAGAUCCAUUAUAUUUUUGUCAAACUCUUUUGAUAACUAUAUAUGAAUUCUGACAAUUUUCCAAUUCAGUACCUUCAUUUGAAAUCUGUUGCCAAAUUUCUUACGGAAAAUUAAUUUUGCAUUUCAGAUAAUUAUUUUAAGUAGCUAAAAAUAGAUUGAAGUUACUCCUGAUAUUGCAGGCCAACAUUUGCAUGAGCUUAUUAUAAAAGGAGAGAUGAUAGUCUACUCAAAAUAAAUUGUUCAAAAUUGCCAAAUUUUAUUGUAAGCUCUGUGUAUUUCAACACAAGUUUAUUUUGAUGUCUUUUAUAAAACAAAUGCUUUAGUGGCAGACUCUGUCAUUUUAUACCUCAAAAAUUAAAUUGUAUCUUCCCUUAUAAAAUGUAGUCACCUACGUAACAAUUUUUAUGCAAUAUUAAUACAAUUUUUCAAAGUUUUAAAAUGUUAUAAUUGGACAUUUAAAAAUUAAUAAGCACCAAACUAUUAACUAAAAAUUGAGAAUGAGUAAAUCUUUUUGAAGUGAAAAAUUUUUCUACUUUUCUUUUUUAUAUAAUCAUUGGGAAUUUACCAGUAAAAAAAGUUAAAUGCACAUAUAUCUUUAGUUAGCUAAAUAACUACUUAGCAAAAUUAAAAAUGAGCUUUAAGAAAGAAAUUGUUUUUAGGAAUUCCACCAGUUUGUUUUUAAAUAAUGUAUAAAAGAAUUUGACUGUUUUUAAUAGAAUACUUAGAUUUAAAGAUUCAUAUUAUAUGAAACAGUAUUUAUUACUAUUUUAAUUUUGUAAUAUUUUCCAUGUAAUAUCAAAUUAAGCAUUUCACAUUUAUCAAAUUCAAAAUAUUAUCACCGUUAAUGAUGCUCACUCGAAAAUUAUAUGAAGUUUACAUUUUUUUAUAACCAAUUGAAAAAUAAUAUUUGCAAGUUUUUUUAAAGUAGCUUUCAUAUUUUUAACAUAUCAAAAUUAAGAGAAUAUAUUUUUAAAUAAGUAGUCUAUAUUCUGUAAAAGAAUUACAUCAAGAAUUAAUGAAAUAGAUAAUUCAUAAAGAGUAUUAUUCAUUUGUAGGAAAAUUGCUAUGCACAAUGUUAAGCAUUUCAUCAUGUCAAUUUUUUUUUCCUCCUGUAACAAACCUUGUCUGUUUUAUGUAGUUGUCUUAUUUAAAAGUUGUAAUUAUUUUAACAUGUUUAAAAAAGUUCAUACAGGAUGAGUUUUGUACUAGCAUAAAAAUGUUUUGUUAGUUUUCAUGAGAUUUAUUUUUGAAAAAAUAAAAUUUGUAUUAAAUUGUUAGUGUUUAUCUAGGUGAAAAUAAGUUUGUGUGAAUAUUAUUCAUUCUUAUGUAUAUAUUGCCUUUACUGUAAUAAAAGUUAUUGUUUAAUGGCAA
Molecule: messenger RNA, 4988 nt
Organism: Argiope bruennichi
Lineage: Eukaryota; Metazoa; Arthropoda; Arachnida; Araneae; Araneidae
Product: 1-acyl-sn-glycerol-3-phosphate acyltransferase delta-like
Exons: 8
Coding region: 381-1685 (434 amino acids)
Cellular component (GO): endomembrane system
Molecular function (GO): 1-acylglycerol-3-phosphate O-acyltransferase activity
Source: RefSeq, a predicted model, not a curated record